UAGAAGAGAGAGCGUGAAGAUGGGCGGUGAAGAAGAAGUGAAGCUACUGGGUGCGUGGGGGAGCCCGUUCAGCUGGCGAGUGGAGGCGGCUCUCAAGAUGAAAGGAGUCGAGUACGAGUACAUCGAUGAGGACUUGAUGAACUGCCCCAAGAGCUCUUUGCUCCUCCAGCACAACCCGGUCUCCAAGAAGAUACCCGUGCUUGUCCACGACGGCAAGCCCAUCGCCGAGUCGCUAGUGAUUCUCGAGUACAUCGACGAGGCUUGGAAUGACCGACCCGUGAUCUUGCUGCCUCGAGAUCCGCAUGACCGAGCGGUCGCACGGUUUUGGGCCAAGUUCAUGGAUGAGAAGUGCGCUCCGGCUCUCUGGCGAUCUUGUCGGCGCGUGGGGAUGGAACGAGAGAACGCAUUCGGAGAAGCGUGUGCACUCCUAAGCGUGCUCGAAGCCGAGCUCAAGGACAAGCAGAAGAGGUUCUUCGGAGGAGACACCGUCGGGUUCGUGGACAUCGCGGGCAACUUCAUCGGCUACUGGAUCGGGGUGAUCCAAGAAGUGGCCGGGGUCCGUCUGCUGACCCCGGACAAGUUCCCCGUGCUGUGCAAGUGGUCCGAGGACUUCCAAAACUCCCCCAUCAUCAGGGAAAAUUUGCCUCCGAGAGAGCAACUCUUCGCCUUCUUCAAGGCUCGCUUCGAGAGGAAGAGGAAGACUUUAUCUCCUGCGGCUACCCGACUUUAACGGAAGUACCCAUUACGGUCGGAGCAGGACGAUCUUGGACUUUCUUUCGGCUUAUGUAGUCAUGAGCCAGGAAAGAAUGACCGAAAUGGUGUUGUUGGUCGCCUUUGGUAGUCUGGUUGAGUGGUUUAUGACUGCAUAUUAUGGCCUUGGAUAACUGAGUCAUAUCUAGACAUCACUUAGGUGUGAUGUUUGUGGUGUCUCUCUCUCUCUCCCCUUCGAAUAAGAAUGAAACUAUCAGAUA
Rhodamnia argentea is the source of this 971-nucleotide messenger RNA. RefSeq names its product probable glutathione S-transferase. Gene Ontology annotation, biological process: glutathione metabolic process. Gene Ontology annotation, molecular function: glutathione transferase activity. Gene Ontology annotation, cellular component: cytoplasm. The record is from RefSeq and is a predicted model, not a curated record. The transcript has 2 exons. NCBI's taxonomy places the organism in Eukaryota, Viridiplantae, Streptophyta, Magnoliopsida, Myrtales, Myrtaceae. Bases 20 to 730 code for a protein of 236 amino acids.